AUGAGCAACCAACGUCGGACGUCGCCAUCACCAUCCUCCGUGGCAACCACAAGGGACACGACGAAUCCCACAGGGCAGGAAAUAUUGCAAACGGCACGACUUUCGCUGGAGCUGACAAGGGCUGACGAGGUGUGGUCUGCGUGGUACAAGGAGACGGAGGACCAGUUUGUAGACUUCCAGUCCUUUGGAGACAAUAAUGAGGGUGGGCUAAACGUCACUGCAACGGCAGGAAGCAACAUCAUGAGUGGUAGUGCCCAGUUUAGCAGUUCUCACCGUACGCUCAGUGCCCGACGGGUCAGUGGGCAGUUUGAGGAGGAGGUGAUGAAGUCAUGGGAUGAGGACUGGGAGGAUGAGGAUGUCGAGGACACGUUUGACGCCAUCAUGGGGCAGAUUGGGCGCUACGAGGCUUCGAGGGCCGCUUCUGUCCUCAAAUGA
Trypanosoma cruzi is the source of this 435-nucleotide messenger RNA. RefSeq lists its product as uncharacterized. The record is from RefSeq and is a predicted model, not a curated record. The transcript has a single exon. Bases 1 to 435 code for a protein of 144 amino acids. Lineage: Eukaryota; Euglenozoa; Kinetoplastea; Trypanosomatida; Trypanosomatidae.